AUGGCACAUCUAGGUCUCAUCUACAAUGUCUUCCUAACUGGCUUGGAGAUGAACCUAGACGCUAUCCUGCUAGCAAGAAGAAAGGCCACAACCAUUGCUAUGGUUAGCACCAUCAUUCCAAUGUUAUUAGGAGCUGCAAUAUAUUCUAUGGCUCAAGCUCUCUACAAGGGUCCUAACCUUGACAUGUCACUUUACAACACACCUAGUGCAUAUUUAUUCUGGGCUUUGGUCCUCAGUGUCACAAACUUCCCUGUCCUCGCUCACAUUCUUGCUGAUCUUAAGAUCCUCUAUACAGAGCUAGGUAGAGUGGCUGUAACUGCAGCCACAAUAAGCGACUUCUACAAUUGGGCAAUGUUUGUGUUGCUCAUCCCAUUUGCUUGUCAUAGUCAAAGACCCUUUCUCUCGGUGAUAUUAACCAUUUUCUUUCUGCUCUUCUGCUACUUGGUGUUGCGCCCAUUCCUUACCAAGUUGUUGAAUAAGGAAACAGAAAAUAAUGAAUGGGACAAUUACAAGUUAUCGUAUGUUCUGGUUGGUGUUUUGGCUUGUGCACAAGUGACUGAAAUUCUAGGUACACAUUCCGUUGUUGGAGCGUUGGUGUAUGGAUUGAUGCUUCCUCGUGGAAAAUUUGCUGACAUGUUGAUCGAAAGGUCAGAUGAUCUUGUCUCCAUGUACCUGGAACCGUUGUUCUUUGUUGGCUGUGGCAUAAGAUUCGACUUUUCUAGUUUUAAACUGCACAAAGUUCUUAACGUGAUCAUAAUUAUUGUCAUGUCAUGCUUCACUAAGAUUGUGAGCACUGUAAUAACUGCAUGGUUCUAUAGCAUGCCUUUUCGAGACGGUGUGGCACUUGGAGCACUUUUGAACACCAAAGGCAUCUUGCCGUUAGUAAUGCUAAACAUUGCAAUUGACAGACAGAUUUUGAGUAGGGAUUUCUAUACAAUCAUGGUUGUGGCUAGUGUUGUGAUGACCAUACUAGUGACUCCGACCAUCAACUUCAUAUACAAGCCAAGAAAGCAGUUUAAGAAAAACAAGCUGAGGACUGUGCAAAACUUGAAGGCUGAUGCAGAGAUCAGAAUUAUGGUCUGCGUUCACAACCCUCGCCAUGCCACAGGAAUGAUGAGCAUUCUUGAAGCAUGCAGUUGCGCCAAUGCCACCCAUCUACGCGUGUUUGCUCUUCAACUCAUUGAGCUGAAAGGACGUGGCACUGCCUUUCUGAUAGACGAGGGCGGUGGUUCCCAACAAUCACAAGCAGACACUGAGAGCAUCAGAGAUAUCUUCUCAGAGUUCAAACUAGAACGAGGGCUCACCAACGCUAGCGUGGAGACUCUCGCUGCAGUGUCCUCCUAUGAGACCAUUCACAAGGACAUCUACAACAUAGCUGACGAGAGACAGACGUCCUUGAUUCUCCUUCCGUUCCACAAACAUUCAGGCGUGGAGGGUGCCCUAGAGGAGACAAACCCUGUGUUCAGAGAGAUAAACAGAAAUGUGAUGCGCUAUGCACCAUGUUCUGUGGGAAUCUUGGUUGACCGUGGACACAGGUUACCGUCUGAGAUGAACAUGUAUGUUGCCAUUGUCUUCAUUGGAGGGCCUGAUGACCGUGAAGCCUUGGCUAUUGCUUGGAGAAUGGCAAGGCAUAAAAGGAUUCAUCUCUCAAUGGUAAAUAUUCUUCUGUUUGGAAAGGUUGCUGAAGUGGAUACAAGUGAAACAAUCAAUGAUGAAGCCAACGGGAUAUUGUCCCCUAUGUUGGACAGUGUAAGGGAAAAGGAGUUGGACGAGGAGUAUAUGAGUUUGUUCAGACUCAUGGCAGUGAACAAUGAGCAUUCCGUAACUUAUUCAGAGAAGGAAGUGCACACUGCUGAUGAUAUUCCGUUGGUUCUGGAUGAAUUGGAAAGGGAGGGCUAUGAUUUGUAUGUUCUAGGGCAUGGAAAAAGAAGGAACUCUACGGUGCUGUCAAAAUUGUUAGAAUGGACUGAUUGUCCUGAACUUGGGGUUAUGGGGGACAUGCUUGCAUCGAAUACUUUGGGUUCAUGCUCUUCGGUGCUUGUGGUGCAACAAUAUGGGUUUGGAGGCAUGAACUUGAGGUCUAUUAACCAAACCACAUGUGAAAGCAAUGAUGACGACAUUGAAGCAAUUUUUAAGGUCAAGAGCAUCAAAUAUAAUUGGUGA
Molecule: messenger RNA, 2163 nt
Organism: Vigna angularis (adzuki bean)
Lineage: Eukaryota; Viridiplantae; Streptophyta; Magnoliopsida; Fabales; Fabaceae
Product: cation/H(+) antiporter 15
Exons: 2
Coding region: 1-2163 (720 amino acids)
Biological process (GO): regulation of pH; proton transmembrane transport
Cellular component (GO): membrane; endomembrane system
Molecular function (GO): antiporter activity
Source: RefSeq, a predicted model, not a curated record